AUGAAUUUCGAAGAAAUCAAAAAACACGACAAGCGUAACGAUCUUUAUGUAGUCAUUCAUAACAAAGUUUAUGACAUCACUGCGUUCCUGAGCGAGCAUCCUGGUGGUGAAGAAGUCCUAUUGGAUGAAGGGGGUAGAGACGCCACAGAGUCAUUCGAGGAUAUUGGCCACUCGGAUGAUGCGCGUGAACUCUUGAAGAAAUACCUCGUUGGCGAACUGGAUGAAAAGGUCAGCCGAAGUAUAGCCACUUACUAG
Zychaea mexicana is the source of this 255-nucleotide messenger RNA. RefSeq names its product cytochrome b5-like heme/steroid binding domain-containing protein. The record is from RefSeq and is a predicted model, not a curated record. Gene Ontology annotation, cellular component: membrane; intracellular membrane-bounded organelle. Lineage: Eukaryota; Fungi; Mucoromycota; Mucoromycetes; Mucorales; Lichtheimiaceae. Gene Ontology annotation, molecular function: heme binding. The transcript is spliced from 2 exons. Bases 1 to 255 code for a protein of 84 amino acids.